CACCUUCCUUCUUCCUCCAUGUCUAAUGUCUUUUCUUAUCCUUCCAAGCUUUUAGUUUAAACUUUUGGUCAACUUGUUCUUUAACGUUUGAAUAGUUUUUCUCUCUCUGGACCACACACCACUUCAUAACCACUAAUAUUAAUGACUCCUCAACAUCUCAGCACACUCCUCUGCUAUUCCCCUGUACCUCCCUCCUUUCUCCUUCCUAUAUCCUAUUCCUCUCACUCAGCUUCUCUCUCUUUCCUGUUUUAGUAUAACUCCUUUUUUCUCUUCCCUUGGUUUUCAGUCCAUGAUCAUUGUUUUUGCUCGACCUAAUAGUAUGUCUGCUUUUUUUGUGAUCUAUAGGCCACAAGGGUCAAGGAAUUGGGGUUCCUUUUGACAUGGGGGUUUGCUUUAGCACCCAAAUUAAAACUGAGAGCCCAUUUAACACUGGGUUAAGUUCAAAGUAUGUGAGUGCCAAUAAAAAAGAUCUCAAUCCAUGUAAUGAAGUUUACAAUGAUGUCAUCAGCCCAAGUAGUGAAGUCUCGGUGCCCCAGACUUCAAAGAAUGAGGGUGAGAUUUUGGAGUCAUCCAAUCUCAAAAGCUUUAGUUUGACAGAACUUACGGCUGCAACCAGAAAUUUCCGUUCAGAUAGUGUGUUAGGAGGUGAUUUUGGAUCAGUUUUUAAGGGUUGGAUUGAUGAUCACUCACUUUCAGCUGCCAAACCUGGCACGGGCAUUGUUGUUGCUGUGAAAAGACUUAAUCAGGAGAGCUUCCGAUGUCACAAGGAGUGGUUGGCAAGGCAUGGUAUGAUUCACGAAGCAAGUCUCGAGGCUGAAGUAAACUAUCUAGGCCAGCUUUCACAUCCUCAUCUAGUGAAAUUGAUUGGAUAUUGCUUUGAAGAUAAAAAUCGCCUUCUGGUAUAUGAAUUUAUGCCUCGUGGUAGCUUGGAGAAUCACUUGUUCAUGAGAGGCUCAUACUUCCAACCACUUUCUUGGGGCCUUCGUUUGAAAGUAGCUCUUGGUGCUGCCAAGGGGCUUGCAUUUCUUCACAGAGCUGAAACAAAAAUGAUAUAUCGAGAUUUUAAGACUUCAAAUGUCUUGCUGGAUUCAAAUUAUAAUGCAAAGCUUUCAGAUUUUGGGCUGGCAAAGGACGAACCAAGCGGUGAUAAUAGUCAUGUCUCCACAAAGGUAAUGGGAACCUACGGAUAUGCAGCUCCUGAAUAUCUAGCCACAGGUCAUCUCACUGCUAAGAGUGAUGUCUUCAGUUUUGGAGUUGUGCUGUUGGAAAUGCUAUCAGGGAGAAGGGCUAUUGACAAGAAUAGACCAAAGGGACAGCAAAAUUUGGUGGAAUGGGCCAAACCAUACCUAGCCAACAAGCAUAAGCUUUUACGUGUAUUGGAUAACCGUCUUGAAGGCCAAUAUGCAUUAGACGAGGCCCAUAAAGUAGCUACCCUGUCUCUACAAUGCCUUGCAACAGAAUCCAAGUUGAGACCAAACAUGGACGAGGUUGUCAUAAAUUUGGAGCAGCUUCAGGUUCCCCAUAUAAACGCAAACAAUCAAAAUCGUUCCCUUAAUGGCUCUCGGCCUCGUAGAAAAAGUGCUGAUGAUGUUGUUGCCCAUGCUAGAUUCACCACAGCUUAUCUACAACCUCUUACUCGACAUUGCAAUACUUAAAUAUAUCCUUGAAACUUGAGCGUUUCUAUAUACGUGAAUCCCUUCCCAUAAUCAUAUCACACACAUGUUAUCUAAUAGAUUUUACUUAUCUUAGUAUUGCACGUAUAUAUUCUAAAUUUUGUCAACUGUUUGUAAAAGUCAAAAUAGCUGCAAACGCUGGUGCUUUUGUAUCUGAAUUUGGUUUACUCAAUUUUGUAGUAUGUUAUAUAUAUAUUGUAAAGUUUUCCUAAUUUUGUCCUUUUUACAAAUUGACAUUGAAUUUGCAAUAAAACUUACAGGUAGAUGAAUUAUUGAUUUCACAUUGGAAUAACAUUUUUUUCCAUCAUGACGUAGAAGGAACUGUAGGGUAGAUUUUGUUGUGCAACAUGAUACGAUUAGCUUGUAGGGUGUAUACUGAAUGAUUCAUUAAGAAGGGUUUAAUAAAAG
This is a messenger RNA of Abrus precatorius (Indian licorice), 2081 nucleotides long. RefSeq names its product probable serine/threonine-protein kinase PBL9. Bases 381 to 1655 code for a protein of 424 amino acids. Gene Ontology annotation, biological process: protein phosphorylation. The transcript is spliced from 7 exons. Gene Ontology annotation, molecular function: ATP binding; protein kinase activity. The record is from RefSeq and is a predicted model, not a curated record. Lineage: Eukaryota; Viridiplantae; Streptophyta; Magnoliopsida; Fabales; Fabaceae.